Molecule: messenger RNA, 872 nt
Organism: Mercurialis annua (annual mercury)
Lineage: Eukaryota; Viridiplantae; Streptophyta; Magnoliopsida; Malpighiales; Euphorbiaceae
Exons: 5
Coding region: 118-672 (184 amino acids)
Cellular component (GO): nucleus
Molecular function (GO): RNA binding
Source: RefSeq, a predicted model, not a curated record
CUACUUUCACGAACGCUCCUCUUUUCAUCACCCCAAAUUUCCCGCUCUAUAUCUCAAAACAUUUCACCAUUAUCUUCUUCUAAUCUUUACUCAGAUUACCAAAACAUAACGGAAAAAAUGGCUGUUGAAACAGUUGCACCAACGCCGGCACCGUCGCCAACCCCCACACACGAAGAAGAACAGGCACAAGCACAAGAACUAGCACCUGAACCUAAUAAUAAUAUUGCAGAAACAAUUGCAGCUGAUAAUGACGUGAUCGCGGCCGCCGCGGUGGUCGUCGUCACGGCCGAGAACAAUGGACAUGCAUUACAAAAGAAGAACAGAAUUCAAGUUUCUAAUACCAAGAAACCGCUUUUCUUUUAUGUCAAUCUUGCUAAGAGGUAUAUACAACAACAUAAUGAGGUUGAGCUUUCUGCUUUGGGGAUGGCAAUCACAACCGUUGUCACAAUUGCUGAGAUUUUGAAGAACAACGGAUUAGCUACUGAGAAGAAAGUCUUGACAUCCACAGUAGGCAUGAAAGAUGAAAACAAAGGAAGAUUAGUUCAAAAGGCGAAGAUCGAGAUAGUACUGGGAAAGUCUGAGAAAUUUGACAGUUUGAUGGAAGCUGCAAAUCCGACAACGACAACAACAACAACCACCGAGGCAGAACCAGAAACCAAAGACAAAGAAUGAGCAAUUGGUGUGAUAUUUUUGUAGUUCUAUGUCUGUCCACAUAUUUCUAAUUUUUGUAUCUUCAAUUAAUAUAUACAGUUUAUAAUUAAUUAGGGGUACUGCACAUAUGUAUGUGCCUAAUUCUAUUCAUUUUUGUAAUUUAUUAUCUUUCAGAAUGAUUGAUUUUUGUUGGGUUGAUAUGAACUAAAACUUUUUUUCUA